Messenger RNA from Ostreobium quekettii, 1584 nucleotides. The record is from the annotation of a GenBank genome assembly. Lineage: Eukaryota; Viridiplantae; Chlorophyta; Ulvophyceae; Bryopsidales; Ostreobiaceae.
AUGCCCCAGUGGCAGCCCUAUGCGGAGGACCUCCCGGUGGAAGUGCUCUACCACAUUCAGAACAGGGCUCAGGGCAGAACGAUCGCCCAGCCCAGGCUGGUUUUGGUGGAUAGCGCUGCUGCGAUGGCUGGGGCGCCGCCCCACGAGGGUCCGCUGCCGGAUGUGAUGAGCUGGCAGGGGCAAGUGGAGGUACACAAGGCCGAUGGACUUCAUGAAGAUAAGGCAAAGGCAGUGCAAUGCAGAGGCAGCGCUGUGUUGGACAACAAGGAGGGGCAUGAUCCAUCAUGGUCACAAAUGAUGGCGGGCAAGUUACAUUCAAGAUCCACAUUGCUGACAUCCACGAGCGGACAGGAUGGCUUGUUCUCACGCCACCCAAGCAGUGCUCGUGGGGGUGAAGGUAGCAGCGGCGGCAUUGCCCAGGACAGUGAGGAGGUACUUGAGAGGGUCAGGUAUUUUGCGGAGGCAUGUGACUGGCUGCAAGGUUUCCAGAUCUUGCACGAUGACGUAAGCCCCUAUGGCCCAUUGGCAACUGCAGUUUUGUGGGACCUACGGGAUCAGUACUCAGGUGCACCUAUUACCCUGGUAGGCCUCCAGCCACCGUUGGGCCAUGAGCUCACCCGCAUGCAGAGGAAUAGGGCAAGCAUAAAACGGGGCAUGUCACUUGGGAAUCUUGCUGAGCCAUGUGCAUUGUACAUUCCGCUUGGUGAACCAUCCUCCUGGCCUUCAGGGUUGUCUUUGUCCACCACACCAUGUUCUUCGCUUGCACACCUUCACGCAAUGGCCUUGACAUCUGCCACCCUACCUUUUCGUCUCAACCCAUCCCAGGCCCAUGAGCGAGGCACCCCCCUUGGCGAGCCGAUUGGUGCUACAGACUUACAGGAACUGUGCAAAAUGGUGUCUGGCAGAGGAGCCCCAUUGGGAGCCCUUUCUGCGUCGAUUCCACCCCACUUUCAGCAGCGGCCUUUUGCAGCAACAGCAGACAGCAGGAUGGGUGGCGUGGACCAGGAAUGUAUAAGCCAAGGCAGCUCACAGGCUGACCUGAUUUCACUCUCCCCUGGGAUGAAGGCAUGGGAUGCAACCCUACUGGCAGAGUCUGUCGUAUGGCUGGGGCCAAGAUGUGCCACAACACUCACCCCCAUGCUUUGUGAUGCUGCUGCUGUCUUGCUGGACUCGGGCUUGGCCCAGGAGCACAGGAGGUGUGUGCGGCACCGCUGCCUCUUUCCAACCCCACUGCCCACACUGACACACUCUCCUGGUGUCCCCACGCCUUCCCAGGCCACGGCUGGAAGAGUCUUGGACGGAGUGUCAGUAGGAAGUCCCGGAGGCUGUCAUGAGGGCUGGGGGCAGACACAACGAGAUGAAGCUAUUCCUGUGCUCACUCGGCUGAGGUCCACCCCAGAGUUUGGGCCGAUGCUGUUAAAUGCCAUCAAAGAGUUCGAGGUGGCGGCAAGGACGACGUGGGGUGAGAGCGAGUUGAAUUCGUGGGGAGUUGAGAUGGAAGACAAGGAACAAAUAGUUGACAACUUGCGCAGUUGGGCCUGCUCGUAUGACACGGACAUCGGUGUGGAUGACCUCGACUGGUAG